AUGCGACUGUUAUCCACGACGGACCUUCAAUUGCGUUGCGUUUCUCACAAUGCCAUAUAUCCUUACACAAUCCUCUCCCAUACUUGGGGCGAUGAGGAAGUCACACAUCAAGAGAUGUCAUACCCUACUGAUGAGGUCCGCAGCCGAGCAGGAUUCAGGAAAAUCCUCAGAUGUGCAGAGAUCAGUCGCGAGAUGGGAUACGAUUAUACGUGGGUCGAUACAUGUUGCAUCGAUAAAAGCAGCAGUGCUGAGCUUUCCGAGGCAAUCAAUUCAAUGUUUGCCUGGUACCGCGAUUCUGGGAUCUGCCUGGCUCACUUGGAGGACUUUUAUGGAGACCACAUCAGUCAAGCAACCGCGGAAAAUCGAUGGUUCACCAGAGGGUGGACUCUGCAGGAGCUGAUAGCUCCGAAAAACGUCUGUUUCUACUCGGCUUCCUGGAGUGAAAUUGGUCGUAAGCCCAACAACAUCUUGGAUCUAUUGCGCAUCACCAAGAUUGACGCGGCAGUGCUUGAUAUGGGAGAGCUCGACAACAUUUCCGUUGCUGAAAAGAUGAGAUGGUUGGCACGUCGCAACACAACAAAGCCAGAAGACAUGGCGUACUGCAUGUUAGGAAUCUUCAACGUCAAUAUGCCCCUCAUAUAUGGAGAGGGUGAGAAGGCGUUCAAAAGGUUACAAGAGGAAAUCAUGAGAAGCUCCGACGACGUUUCUAUACUUCUAUGGAAAGCACAAGAAAACAAUUCAUUCACUUACAGAGGGGCUCUUGCACGCAAAGCAAUCGAAUUCGCGCAGUCAACAGCACCAAGCACGCCAUUGUAUCUUCUAGACGAGCCCUUUUCAUUGGCAAACAAGGGACUGCGGAUCACAGCAAAACUGUCCAAGUUGAACGACGUCCUGGCAUCACCCAACAGCUUAAUACCGGAUCCCAAGCAUAUCGUAAAUGACGUCUACAGAGACUCCUUAUUUUGCCUGUCCUUCUGUCAAAAGAAGUCGCAAACUAUCCUUCCAGUCUCUACGGCGAACACGAUUAUCCUGCGGAAACUGAAAAGCAAGCAAAAUCACUACGCUCGCGCAUACCCUGGCUCUUUAUUCACGUUGUUCCCGAACGGUGCCCUAAAACAAGCGCGAAAAGAUGUACAGGAAGAAACCUUCCUAAUAAUGGACAGGCUUCCGCUAUCCGACUACAAUACGGUCUUGGCCUGUAAACGGUUCGCAGUCACUGUGCGUAAGGGUCUCACGUUUCUGAACGGUAAUUAUCCUAUCCAAAAGUUGCGCGUCUUUGAACCAGACGAGAUUGCCUCUCCUUCACAUUCUGUCAAAGAUGCCCAUUUAUUGGAGGCUGUGUAUGGCGCGAGCUGCUUCCCAUCGCUCAGCACUGCAAACCAGCCUAAAUACCUCGUGUUGAGGUAUGACGAGCGCUCCAGCAUACUUCACAGCCAUUUCUUCGAUAGCCAAUCCCUCGAAGCUGUUCGGGCAAGAGAUGAUGUUUCGGCCGAUGGAUUUAUGACUCUUCUAGAAGAUGCGGAAACGAAAGUAGCAGGGUAUUAUGUUGGAGGUGCCAGCCUUCAAUUACCUGAUCAGGCAGAUGGUCGCUUCCGAUUGGGCGGAAGAGAUAUUCACUUCGUCAUCCACAGAAGACAAACCGAUGAAGGUGUAGUAUUACAAUUGGAAGUUUCCAUGUAUGAGGAUUCAAGUUGA
This is a messenger RNA of Colletotrichum gloeosporioides, 1695 nucleotides long. Its product is annotated as Vegetative incompatibility protein HET-E-1. Bases 1 to 1695 code for a protein of 564 amino acids. The record is from RefSeq and is a predicted model, not a curated record. The transcript has a single exon. Lineage: Eukaryota; Fungi; Ascomycota; Sordariomycetes; Glomerellales; Glomerellaceae.